AUGAGGGGUUUGAUGUGCUUUAUGUUGUGUCUGACAUUUUAUUCAUGGCGGAUCAAAGCUGCACAGCCGACAGGAUGUAGUUACAGCACAGAAACUGGGUCACGUGGUCUGUAUACCUGUGACUUCGCGGUUAUGUCCCUUCCCGUUACCUACAGUGCCUUCACCAACCCAAUACCCCAGCGUAUUAAGAUCAGGAAUAUCAACGGUAACUUUCCAGUGUCAUCUCCGACGAAGUCUUUUAACGGAUUCGGAAGCUAUUCAACAGCCAGCCAUGACUCAGACUUCACCUCCUAUGUGCAGCUUGAAUGCUCAACCGGAAAUCCUGGGGGACAGGUCAUAAUUUCAUCAGGAACGUUUUGGCAGAUGACUUACCUUGAAGAACUGCAUAUUAAAAACUGUAGGUUAACAAAUGGUCUGCCUGAAUAUGUAUUUGCUGACAUCAAAAGUUUGCACAUAUUAACAAUUGAGGGAGGUUCUAUCGCAGCAACGUCCGGAAACAGUAUGGCCGACUUCAACAUCACCGUAUCUUCGGCGUUAAUCAAUUCCAGAGGCGUUUUAAACUUCACAAAUGUGGCCUUAACUGGAGGAGCGAUAACCAGUGGCUUUUUCUACCCCUUGACCACUGUGGACACCAUCAUCCUGGACAAUAACGGUCUCACCACCGUAGACACCUCCAUGUUCUCUCAGAACACUCGGCUUCGACAACUCUUUAUCAGAAACAACCCUAUCACCUCUAUCCCAAACAAUAUGUUUUCGGGUUUGGACGCCUUGACGUUCGUGGAACUGAGUGGAAUGAGUCUAACAUGUUCCUGUGAAAAUGUCUGGUUCAUCAAGCACUUCAACGACAACAACAUCACUCUUGGAGACGGAGCUCUGUGUUCAAUGAGUACAAAUGUGAAAAAUGCCGAGAAAUAUUAUUAUGAAAACUGUGUGACAUAUGAUAUCUGCGAUGGAAUACCAGGUCUCAUCGUUGGAGACACCUGCUACCACUGGUUUAGGAUUAUCUUUGUCCUCUUACUUAUCCUUGCUAUAAUCCUCGUUAUCUUGGUAUUCGUUCUCCUUUGUCAUACCCGGAAGAAACUGAUGUCGCAGCACGAUAAACUCAGAGCCAAACAGACAGAAAAGUGGUCUAAAAUCCAACAGGUCCUUAACUCUCAGACUGUCAGCAAACAGAAACCGCCUGCCGCCACUUUACCACCGAAGGCUGCCAAUUGGUGAUCACCACAGAUUACUUUACAAUCGCCGAUCACGUGACAUGAAACGUUUAGCACCGCUUUACACAUUCUAUGCUGCUGGUGAACACAUGAGGUUAAUUUGCGUAGUGUGUAUAUGUUUAUAUGUCAAUGAAUCUUUU
Messenger RNA from Ostrea edulis (European flat oyster), 1354 nucleotides. RefSeq lists its product as uncharacterized. The coding region runs from base 1 to 1218 and encodes 405 amino acids. NCBI's taxonomy places the organism in Eukaryota, Metazoa, Mollusca, Bivalvia, Ostreida, Ostreidae. The transcript has 3 exons. The record is from RefSeq and is a predicted model, not a curated record. Gene Ontology annotation, molecular function: protein binding.